GGAUUUCCCUCUUGCUAUUAACGUUAGCUGGUAUGGUACAGCCUACCGGUACGUAGUUGUUGUUUGUUGUACCAGUCAUAUUUGAUUUGACUAUUACCGCCAACUCGUUAGUCCACAUUUAGUAGUGGCGAGGUCGAGGAAGAACUGUAAAAAGAGCUGUGACUUUGUCUUGAAUUGCCAAAUUCGAAUUCUUUCGGACAUCAUCUACGAAUUUUCAAAUAUUUUGACCUGACGAGAAUAAGUUGAAAUGGCACUUUUGUGUUCUAGCUAUAACUUUAGAAUUUGCUCGAGUACAGUGGCAGCAGCCGCAAGAUUCUGUCGUAAUGCAUGAUAGUUAAGUUCAUUAUCAACAAGUACUCCUAGGUCUCUCUCAGCCUUGGUCUCUUCAAGUAUCUGGUCGUCGAUGUAGUAUGUAGAGUUAUUGUUGUUGCGACCCAUGUGCAUAACUUUACAUUUGGACAGAUUGAAGUUAAGGAGCCAGGAGUUUGCCCAUUUUGUGGCUUCAUACAGAUCUUUUUGUAGUGAUAGAUGUUGGCUAUUUGAAAAUACCUCUCCAUAAAUCUUGGUAUCGUCAGCAUAGAUCUGAAUAUCAUUGAAAACUCUGUACGGAAGAUCAUUGACAUAGAGGAUGAAAAGCUGGGGCCCGAGGAUGCUACCUUGCGCUACUCCACUGACUACCUGAGACCAGUCAGAAUACUCUCCUCUUAGGGCGUCUCUCUGGAUUCUUCCUACAAGAAAGGCCUCAAUCCAUUUCAAGACAUGACCAUCUAUUCCGUAUGCUUUCAAUUUCAUGAGUAAGCGUUGAUGAGGGACUGUGUCAAAAGCUUUUCUAACAUCAAGUGCACUCGGCUCUUAGGAAGGACUCGACCGAUCUGCACAUCGUCUUCUAACUUGCAAAGUGACAGCUCCCCUCCUAUCAGUCGUUUCCCGAUUCCAGAUAGAAAGACCCUUCCUGAUGAUCUACAGGAAGUUAUGGAUGAAGUAGAGGAGAAGGGUGGAUUUCUACCAAACGUCUUCAAGAUGUUGUCCUACCACCCCGACUCCUUCCGCUCGUUCUUCAAGUAUUACAAUGUCUUGAUGGAGGACAGCGGUGGCAACCUCACCAAGGCCGAUAAAGAGAUGAUUGUGGUGGCAACGAGCUCCGUCAACAACUGCAUGUACUGCAUCGUUGCUCACAGUGCACUGCAUAGAAUUUACAGCAAGAAUCAGACCUUGGCAGAUGAGAUCGUUGCAAAUGAGCACAUGGCAGCCUUGGACUCCCGUCAGAGGGCCAUCCUGGACCUGGCCUUGGCCGUCUGCAAGAACGAGCCCAUCACCGGAGAACACUUCUCCAACCUUGAGGCCCAUGGACUGGACCAGGAGGAUGCCUUCAUGGUAGGCAGCGUGGCCGCUUUCUUCGCCAUGUCCAAUCGCCUGGCCCACCUGACGAGCUGCAGACCCAACAAAGAGUUUCACCUGCUUGGACGGAUUCCGAGGGAGAAGAAAUAGCGAACCUUGACACAUGGGCGGAAAUCCCAGGGGGGACGUGCCCCCCCCCCCCCUACUCCAAAUAGUAGGGGGGACACAAUAUCAAAUGUCCCCCCUACUAUUUGUGGUCUUUCAUGAUGGUAAGAAAUGCAUCAUUAAAAAUCGAAAUAAAACAUGUAUUUUAGGAUGAGAUAUGAAGUAAAUAGUCGACUUUUCACUGACCUAUUUCUUCCGGGCCAAUCAGGCGAGCCUUACAUGACAGGACUUGUCAGACAUUUCAUCCGACAUUUACUAUACUAAAAGAGCUUCCAGCUAAUCUAAGCCAAGGAAAAUCAGAUCUGACAACUGUCCCAUGAAGUAAAGAAUCAGCAAUUUUCAUUGACUUAUUUCUUCUGAGCCAAUCAGAUGCAAGGAUUUUAGUAGCUUAUAACAGUUCUCAGUGAAAAAUCACCAUUUAUUGUUUUCAUGUAUUGCUCUCCAGGGGCCCUGGUGGGUGUUUCAGAAAGCUGUUCGUAAGAUACGAAUUACUUUAUGCACGACUGGUUUUCCUUUCUUGUGCUAUGUGAUAUCCCUACAUAAUUGAGUGAUGACCUAAGAACAUGUUCCAGUCGUGCGUAAAGUCGUUCGUAACUUUACGGGCAGCUUUUUGAAACACCCACCUGGUUCAUAAAGACUUACAAUUGUGGUAAAUUUGCGUUUAUUGUAACUUCCAUGGAAACCUUGAUUGUGAUUGGCUGCUGAACCCCGUUACCACGGUCGUUGGGACAAUGGCAAAGUUGGCCUAGUUGCAAUUCUUUUUGAAGCAGUCACCGGGUCCAAGUGUCUGAAAUAGUCUUCCCAGUGGCAGACGCUCUCGUCUAUUAAAAUCAUCUGAAACAAACUCAAGGGCACCAACUGUUUUUUUUUUUUUACACAUGCUAACGGGGUCUGCAUUUUUUAGCCUACCAUUGCCUCAGAAGAAUUUUCAGUGUACUAAACGUUCACUCUUUUGAUCUGAGUUUGUUUGAACCUGUGCUAGACUUCGGGGUCUGUGCCUGCAGACUACCUCGAAAGCAUGAUGGAAUAACUGUCAAAUUCUUAAUUUUUGUUGGUUUUUUUUUUUUUUUUUUUUUUGGGGGGGUUAAUUAUGAAGAUUCUAUGGUACAAAUUUACUAAGAAGUUUAAACCUGGGUUAUAGGUUUACCUCGGAAAGUGAACUGAAUUAAUCCAGGAUAUUAGGCACAUGUACACAUAAUAAUUAGAGAAUUGGAUUUUAAUAACCCCAUGCAUUCAGACUGCAGGUCCCUAUGCUAAUGAGCAAAUAGGCCAGAUUCAUCCAAAUCCUCUAGUGGCUGAAUCCGCCUCCCUGCAAGAUCUCCUGAAUCAUGAGAUUUUCUUUCUCUAAGAAUUUACCUUCUUUAUCCUUAAGUCAAAUUAAAUAUCUUUGCACAAUUGGACAGAGUAAAAAAAAAAUUUCUUUCAGAUUGGACAUUUAUUUUGUAUAAAAUAUUUUGAUAAGUAGUGAAUUUCAGGCCUGAAAAUAUGCCUCAAAACUGAAUUUUCUUCCUUUGUUUUCUUUUACAAAUUGUGCAAUAUUUUUCUUUUGAGCCUCGAAGAUAUCAAUAUCACCACAAAGCUGAAUUUCUGUACUUUCUCACAAUGUCACUCUUAAUAUGCAGCACCUAUUAAUCGGGUCAAGAUCACACUUUUCCCACCAAGGUACACGACGAGAUUUCAAAAAUUUUGGAGUAGCAUGAAAUCUAGAGUUCUGAUUGGCUGGAUAAGGCUUCAAAUCAACAAGCGCAGGUAAUUUGAUGAGAUUACCACAUGGGAAGUGUGACCUUGCCGUGAAUCCAGCACUGGAACCGUUGAGUGUAUGGUGUCUUUGACCAAUCAGAGUGCAGUAUUCUUGUUUUCAAGCUGCUUAAUGUACUUGGCCAAUGAAAAGUGUGAUCUUGAUCCGAUUAAACCAAUUCUUGUUUUGAAACCUAUACCAUUUUAAAGCAUAGGUAUUAAGCUUUAUCAUGAUCUAAAAAUCAUUUGGGCUCAAACAAAAUAUAGUGUGAAAAUAACUUUUGUCAGGUGAAAACGAUUAUUUUGUAGCAUAUUUUAGUUAAACAGUUUCACCUACAUUACAAAAUCUUUGAAUAAAAUUCAAACACAUGACCUGAAAGAAUUAUUUUUCUUCUCUAAAUUGAUACCAAAAUCAUGAAAUUUGAUUUAUAUUUAGAGCAGCAAUGACUGAAUUACAAAGCGGCGUUUUGGUCUGCAUCAACCUCAUUAAAUAUGCAAAUCCUCUCGAGUCAUGAAUAUCACUUGGAUGAUAGAAGCCACUUGUUGGGGACCUCCCUACUGACUGCAUGGCUUGAAAACUUUCUUGUCAAUAUGUAUAUUCAUAUAUUCAUGGGAAAUUAUAUGGAGUGAAUAAUUAUUGAAAGUGUACAUGUAUGUAUUACGUAUCACCAUACUGGUGUGUUGACUCAGUUGGUAGGGUGUCCGUCUCACAACUGGGAGGUCGGGAGUUAAAGCCCCGGCCGCGUCAGACCAAAAGACGCUAAAAGAUGGGAGUUGCCGUAACUCGAUUUGAUAUUCAACGAUUUAAGGGCAAAUGUUGCCAACAUCGAUCUGGCGCUGCAUAGUGGCUGUAGGGUCCAGGAUCAAUUUGGUAAAAUUAAUUUUUGGUCAUGUCACACACUAUUUCAUUCGUAUUUUACAAAACAUUAAAAUUUUCUAUUUUUGUAGAUUUGACUACUGAAUCAUAAUAAGAAAGAAUAAUUACCCACGUUUUCAGGUGGAGUCAGACCCUCUCUUACACUUCAAGAGGAAGAAGUGAAAUAUUUUUUUGUAUAAUAUUGAAACAGAAUAUUAAUAGUGAGUACUAGGCAUAUUUGUUGCAUGCUACCCAUACACGGUGCGUCCCACAUAAAGGAAACCUGUUUUUAGAAAUGCAUUUCAAAUUAUUAAAUAUGUUUCUAUUACAGAUUUGACACGUAUGGUAAGAGUGGAAUCUCUUCUUUAAUUUGAGACCAACAGCUUAGCAAAUCAUUCACACAUGGCAGAUUGCAAACAAUAAAUACUGAGGCAUAUCAGAGACGAAUAGUGCAGAAACUCAUGUGUGAAUUUGAAUCCACUCUCAUUUAGAGGUCAGUGACAGAAACUUAACAAAGAUUACAAAAGAAAUGCGAAUGAGCCUAUAGUCGAAUAAGCACAAUCGUCAUAUCGUUAACCAAUCUUUUCCGAUUUUUCUACGCAACCUGGUUUUUAAUUAAAAUUUCAAACUUGUCUUGCUCAUUAAUGCGUGAAGUGUUCGUCUCAUAUCAGGUAUCAAAAUAUAGAGGAAUAACUGAAUCUUAUGAUGAUGAAAAUGAAAUAUCAUAAUUUACUUGCCUUUGAAGAAAAAUAGGUGAAUCCUUGUUUCAUUUUUUCUGGGAUGCACUGUAUAUGUUUUAUCAAAAUAAGUGAAAAUCUAGCCUAUUCUUACGAGAUCUUCAGCUAUGAUUGUUUUAUUUCUAUUUUUUAUCAACUUGUUGUUGGAGUGGACUUGGACUUUAAGUAUGCAGAUCUGAUGAUUUUAUCUCUAAUCAUUUGAAAUUAAUAUAAUCAUGCAAUACCUAAUUUUUGCACUAUCUGUUAAAACAAAUGAUAUGCAUUAUGACUGAGCUAACAGUGUAAUCGAAAUUUUGUGUUAUACAUGUAUUCCAUUAUCUGAAAUCUGGAAUCAUUCGUUCAUUCAUCCAUCCAUCCAUUUAUUAAUUUAUUAUAGUUAUGAUAAAUGUGCAGUAUAUAUUAUGUUGAUCUUUUAAUGUGGGUGUAUUUGAUUUACAGUAAGUUCUAGGGGAAUUGUGUUUUUCACUUUGGUGGGGGGGGUCCUUACUUCUCUCCAUGCAUAGUAAGUAUAAUUUCCUUGUAUAUAUAAAAAUGAAAAAAAGUUUACAGGAUAAGGCUAUAUUAGGAAGCAAUGUUAUAAUAAUGGACUCAUAACAUCACCAUAACAGUUUAUAUAGAAGCUCCUGUAAUUGAUUCAAAUGCAAUGAUCAAAGUGCAUUGUAAUUUAAAAGAAGGGUGUGCUCAUCACAGCCAGCAGAAAUUGUGCUCUUAUAUAUUCCGACAUCUGUUGGAAUUAUUUCUUGAUUCCUAAUGUAUUCAUAAAUUGUGCAGAUAUUUAUUUGGUUGUGGUAUCUUAUUGAGAUUAAUAUAUCAAAAAUACUUUAUUCAAUAAAGGGCAUCUUUUGUACUGAAA
This is a messenger RNA of Lytechinus pictus (painted urchin), 5686 nucleotides long. RefSeq lists its product as uncharacterized. The coding region runs from base 805 to 1488 and encodes 227 amino acids. The record is from RefSeq and is a predicted model, not a curated record. The transcript has 4 exons. Gene Ontology annotation, molecular function: peroxiredoxin activity. Lineage: Eukaryota; Metazoa; Echinodermata; Echinoidea; Temnopleuroida; Toxopneustidae.